AUGACUCAACUUUUCAUUCUUGGUCGAUUACCGGAAGCGUACGCACCAUUUGACCCGCUCGUGGACGUACUCCCAAUUAUCCCAGUUCUUUUCUUACUUCUUGCUUUUGUUUGGCAAGCUUCCGUAAGUUUCCGUUAA
Molecule: messenger RNA, 138 nt
Organism: Micromonas commoda
Lineage: Eukaryota; Viridiplantae; Chlorophyta; Mamiellophyceae; Mamiellales; Mamiellaceae
Source: the annotation of a RefSeq genome assembly